UGCAUGUUAUAAGAGCAUCUCAAAUAGCUUUUAUAUUAUUGCAUUUGCUAGUUCUACUCAAUAAUUUCUUUAGCUAUAAGUUCUCUUACUAACCUUAAAUCAUACAUGUUGGAAGGAACUAAUGUUAUGAUUAACCAUUGAAAUGGAGUUAGAUACCAAGAGAAGAAGGCUUGCACCAAAUUCAGAAUCAAAAUGUGCUUCUUCUUCUUCAUCAUCAAAAUCACCGAUCCCUCCUGAAGCUAUAUUUGGUAUAUUCACAAGACUUCCAGUUAAAUCUCUUGUUCGAUUCAGGUGCGUAGACAAAUUAUGUUCCUCUAUAAUUACUAAUCCAUCAUUUGUUAUUGCACAUGAACCCUAUCCUCACCCAAAACAAGGCCUGCUAAUCAUUUGCACCACCAAACUUCAAUUAGCCCAAACAUUUUUUAUAGCGGACCAAAAUGGCGGCACAGCAACUUGUUGUCUAACCGUUCCGCCCCGGCUUUCACGCUACACUACUCAAUCAACUAAUGGUAUAGUAUGCAUGGACUUUGGCAUUUGUGCUACAGUUUGCAAUCCAAGCACCAGACAAGCAAUCACUCUUCCUUACAUUUGUUCAAAAUCCUCACUUUCUGCUUCUUCUACAUAUUUCUGCGUAAAUUUUAUGGGAUUUGAUCCUUCUAACAAGCAAUACAAGGUUUUGAACUCAUGGAGACAUUACAGGAAGCCUAGUACUGAGUAUAGGGUUUUUACAUUGGGGACAAAAGAAUGGCGACCACUACAAAGCGGGCCUCCUUUUUAUGCUCAAAGGGAAAGUAUUUGCAUCGAUGGGGUUAUUUUCUUUAGGAGCUGGGUUAGCUUAAGAACCGAUGAAGGUGUGGCAGUUUUGAUUGCUUUUGAUGUCCAAAAAGAAACGUUUCGAGUAAUUCAUCUACCUAGAGGUGCACCGACCGAUGUAGAAACUUCAUAUUUGAUUCGAUUAGCAGGGCGUUUGGUUAUAGUUGAUUGUCUACUUGAUGACGAUGAUUAUUGUUUAUGGCUUUUAGAGGAUUAUCAGAAUGAAAUUUGGACAAAGCAUUAUAUUAUCUUCCCCUCAUAUUUGAAGAAAACAGAAACUGGACAAAACUUCAUUGUUGCAGGUUCCCUUGAUACAGAAGAGAUUAUAAUGGCACCACAAUGCUUAUCUACACCCUUUUAUGUGUACUAUUUUGAUUUAGCAAGAUCCAAGAUUAGGAGAGUCAAAAUUCUAGGAUUGCCCGAAUAUGAUUCCUUUGAUUUAUCUAGCAAUCUAGUUUCAAUCACUAAUUAUGUUGAAAAUAUCUUGCCAUUGCCAUGAGUUAUCAACUUCUGCAACUAUCUACUCAUUGACCUCGGAGAUGGAUUCACUAAAUAGCUAUUGUAGUUUGUCGAAAUCAGUGACUUGUUAUUUUGAAACAAUUUGAAUUACAAUGAAUAUGUAUGCGAGUAUGUUUGUCAUAUUGUCUAGUUGUCUUUGUGUACUUUUGAGAUUUUA
Jatropha curcas is the source of this 1489-nucleotide messenger RNA. Its product is annotated as F-box protein At1g30790. Gene Ontology annotation, molecular function: protein binding. The record is from RefSeq and is a predicted model, not a curated record. Lineage: Eukaryota; Viridiplantae; Streptophyta; Magnoliopsida; Malpighiales; Euphorbiaceae.